Messenger RNA from Cryptotermes secundus, 2247 nucleotides. RefSeq lists its product as uncharacterized. The record is from RefSeq and is a predicted model, not a curated record. Lineage: Eukaryota; Metazoa; Arthropoda; Insecta; Blattodea; Kalotermitidae. The transcript has 10 exons. The coding region runs from base 138 to 1433 and encodes 431 amino acids.
GAGCGGAUCACCGUUGUAACGGAACGUCUUCGCGCGGUCUUCCUACAGUCAGUGCGCGCCAGCCAAGAGCGUUGAAUGGUGCAGUAAAGUGCGGUGACUCUGGGGGAAUCCUGGAGUAAAAUAUCUGGUCUAAAAAGAUGUUUCCAAGAAAUGGCGCUCUUUCACUUUGUGUUGUUCUGAGCUGCAUGGUUUGUGUUCAGCCUGAGCAAAAUGGCCGCAGGAAGCCAAAUUCAGUGGUCGGUGUGAAUACCACAUGCACAGCUGACACACUAACUGUAAAGAUCCUGAUGGAACAGCCAUUUCAAGGCCUACUUUAUGCACGGGGAUUCCCUCUGGAGUGCAGGGUGCAAGGAAUAGGUGGCACUGAUGUCACACUACACCUUCCUGCCACAGGAUGUGGAGUACGGGUCAUUCCAAGCAAGGAUGCUUUGGCCCUUGCAUACACUGUAGUGAUGGACAUCCAGAUAGAUAGACAUCUCCAGCAAGCAGCUGAUCAACAACGUACCAUCACCUGCCGACUGCCUGCUGACAGCCUGCUACUGUCACCAUCACUGACACUUGCCCAGGAACCAUUGCAUCCAUCUGCCAGGGUGGCACGCAAGAAAGCGGACAUUCCCAGUACAGAAUUCCACCAGCAGAAUACAGUAUUAACCACACCCUUGGGGCAGUCACGUGUGUGGAUGGAGAUUAAAGGACAGAGCAACUCUGGACAGGUGUCAGUGGGGGAAGAGACAAGCCUUCUCGUCAAGGCUCUCUUGCCAGCUGGGUUCGGAACCCAUGUGACAGACUGCGUAGCACAUGAUGGGGCAGGCGAGUCCUCACAGCACCUGCUGGAUGAGUGGGGCUGUCCAAUAGAUGAGCAGAUCCUGCCAGCCCUGCAACCCCUUCUACAUGAUGACAGUAGCUCCAAACUCAGGCUCCAGGUGGCAGGUGCUACCUUUGCAGCCUUCAAGUUCCCUGACCGGAACAACCUCCAUUUGCGGUGCACACUGCAGAUCUGUAGGGGCAGCUGUACCAAGAGGAACUGCAACUCAGUGGUCAGCAGCAAUUCAAGAAUCAGCCGCAAACUGAAGGAUGAGGAAGGUGAAGUGAUCAGCCAGUUAGAAGUGUUCAACAGUGUUGAGGUGCUGGCACCAGGCAUUGAAUUAGAUGAUGUGGACAGCCAACUCAACUCUGAUGAGCUCCCUGAGCCACCACUGAGGCUGCCACAUGGUGACCGGGCAUUCUGCCUGUCGCCACCCAAGAUGGCGCUGGCAUUUGGGGUGCUGGGGCUGGUGUUUGUCUGUGCCGUGGCUGUGGCACUGUACACAUUGCUGAAGGGGCGUCACCACUACCACAGCAAGGUCCAUCUAGGGGAGGAGACCCUCAUUGUGCAGGACAGUCCCUUCAUGGGACACCGCAUCCAGUGGCCCCAUAUCCGUGUCAUGCACUGACAGAUUCUCUUCUGUCUGUGCACAGUCAGUUCCCAUGAAAUCACUCUUUCUCAGAAUAAAAAUGAUUUCACUUAUUUCUUUGUUUUCGUUUUAUUGACAUGAUUGCUUAGAUGCAGUCCCUAUUGUUUCCAGUGAUUUGGAAACCAAAAUGAUUGUCAUGUAUACAUUUACUAUCAGUUUUGAAAUAAUUUUUGAUUCCUUCUCUUUCUCUUCUAGCACCAUUUUCAUUUUGUAAUUUUUGAUUGAUGAAAAGUCUCCAGCCUCUUGUUUCUCUCUCAGUCUUGCCAUUUUGAUUUCUUGCCCACUGUUUACUCUCCUUGGAAUGCCUUCUAGUACCUGGCUGAACCUUACAGCGUGUCUUGGUUGAAUUAAUACCCAUGGUAUAUGUCAUCAAGAUUAUUUCAUGUAAUUGACCAUCUAUUCUUAUCACAACAAUUCCUUCACAAAUACAAAAUUGUUUUGACAAGCAUAGAAUUACAAAAAAUAAUCUUGUACUUGUUAUUUAGUUAUAAAUGCAUCCCUCUUUCUGAGACUUUUUGUAUUACCAUUAUCCACUUCUGGCUUGCUAGUCCUGUCAGGAUUCUUGCUGUGCCUAAUCUGUGGCAAUCUGUGUAUCACCCUGGCAGGCACUCCUGUGCCUCCAAUGAUAAAGGCGCUGUACCAAGACUUUUGAAGGGUUUAAUCAUACUAAUUUUGAAAUGCAAGUGUACACAGUAUUAAGCAUAUUCUUUCUGGUUAAUUUUUUAUAGUUAGCUUCACUGCAGUCCAAGUAGCCCCUUUUGUCAUAAUUCCUGACAUUCAUAAAGGAAUUUUA